This is a messenger RNA of Entamoeba invadens IP1, 4032 nucleotides long. Its product is annotated as canalicular multispecific organic anion transporter, putative. Gene Ontology annotation, cellular component: membrane. The transcript is spliced from 2 exons. Gene Ontology annotation, molecular function: ABC-type transporter activity; ATP binding; ATP hydrolysis activity. The record is from RefSeq and is a predicted model, not a curated record. Bases 1 to 4032 code for a protein of 1343 amino acids. Gene Ontology annotation, biological process: transmembrane transport. NCBI's taxonomy places the organism in Eukaryota, Evosea, Mastigamoebida, Endamoebidae.
AUGACCUUGAACAAGAGCACCAAAGAAAUUGAGCUCUUCAGUGAGUCAGUUGAAACUUCUUCUUCAUCAACAGAAGAAGAUGCUUACUUUGAAAGUACUGACGUGAUUGAGAACGAGAAGUCUCAAAACACAUUCAAAAAUGUUUUUAAAACAAUUUUAUUUCGAAUGGCUAUGAAGCAGAUAAUGAAAGGCCAAAAAGGGAAUUUGACAGUGAAAGACAUGAAUCCUGUUUCUAAAAAUUUGAAUGUCGAAGACGAAGUUGAGUACUACAAAUCUGAAUGGAAGAAGCAGAGUCUCAACAAGAAUCCGUCAAUAGGUAAAGUGAUUUUAAAACGCGAAUGGAAGAGAUUUUUAUUCAUGUACUUAAUGGUUGCCAUCUACGACUUGUUUUCAAUUGCAUUUCCAUUGGAAUGCCAGUUCAUUACAAAGUGGCUAAAUAAAGAAGAUGCUCCCAAGAGCACUGGAAUACUUUUUAUCUUCUUAACAUUUUGUUUUCAAAUGAUAGCAUGUUCAUCAAGUGAAUGUGCUAAGAAGUUUAUGUUCACCACUUCCCUAAGAAUACGAAAUGGAUUGAUUGGUGUCAUCUAUGAGAAAGCACUUAAAUUGAAUGCAGCAGGAAUAGCAGAACCUGGAAGAUUGGUCAACUUGAUGUCAAAUGACUCUUCUACUUUCUUAUCCAAUUUAGAGUACUUUAUGACGGGUAUUGCGUCACCGCCUAUGUUUAUUGUGUUAUACUCUUUUAUGGGAUAUUAUGUCGGUAAGUGGGUAUAUGUUCCUCUAGUAGUAUUAGCUUUCUUCUUAAUAGUUAAUUUGUGCUAUGGACGUGUCAACACAUUCUUCUAUAACAAGUUUGUUGCGUCUAAAGAUAAGAGACUUUCAUUCUUCAAUGAAAUAUUACGAAAUAUCAAAUUCAUCAAGUACAAUAGAUGGGAAAAGCCUUUAGAAGAUAAAGUGAACAAAUACAGAAAUUGGGAAAUAGUGUUCUUGUACUUCACUGGAUUCUUUAGAGCAAUGUUCUUUACUUUCACUAUUGAUGUUGGACCGAUGAUGGCAGUUUUAAUGUUUGUAGCUAUGGUAUAUUCAGAAGCCGCAAUUACUUUACCAAUUGUUGUCACUUCAAUUGCACUGUUCAAUUCUAUAAGAAUUCCAAUAAGAACAGUUGGUAUUGGUAUGGCUAAUAUCACUUGUUUGAAUGUUUCUUUAAAAAGAAUCAACAAAUUUUUGACAACUCCGGAAUUGGUCCCAAUCACUUCGACUGCAAGUAAAAGUGAAUAUGCAGUUGAAAUGAGUCGAGUCAAUUACAGUUUCCCUAAUAACGAAACUGCAUUUGCCUGUGAUGAAUUAAAGAUCAAGAAAGGUGAAUUAGUCUGUGUUCUUGGUAGUGUAGGAGGUGGUAAGAGUUCAUUCUUAUUGUCACUUCUAAAUGAGUUGGAAAAGACACAAGGAGACACUGUAAUCAAUGGAAAGAUCACUUACACAAGCCAGACGCCUUGGAUGAUGAAUGCGUCAGUCAGAGAGAACAUCUGCUUCUUGACUUCUUAUGAUAAGAAACAGUAUCAGAGUGCAGUAUAUGAUGCUUGUUUAGCAACUGACAUCGAUUCUUUAGUAGGAGGUGAUGCUUAUGUGAUCGCAGAGAAAGGUGCCAACUUAUCUGGAGGGCAACGACAACGAGUGAAUAUCGCGCGUGCUUUAUACGACCCCAAAGACAUCAUUUUACUCGACGACCCCCUCAGUGCAGUUGAUUUCAAAGUUGGGACUUAUAUCUUUGAAAAUGCCAUUCAAAAGCAUUUAGCAAAGAAGACCAGAAUUGUUGUAACCAACCAGACGUACUUCUUAGAGAAGGCAGACAGGAUUCUUGUUAUUGACAAGAACCAAAUGGUAUUUAAUGGUUCAUUAGAAGAGCUCAAGAAGUCGAAUAUCCCAGCGUCCCAAUUUGUGAAGACACUGAGUAAGAAGAUUCAAAAAGAAGAAGAACAAGAAGAAGAAAUCAUCACUUCAGACGCUUCAGGUACAAAAACAAGAGAAGAGACAAGAGAAAUAGGAAGAGUACCAUUACAUGUGUAUUGGCAAUAUAUCAAGUCUGGUUCCCUCUUGAUGUUCUUCAUAAUGUGGUUGUGCUUGGCGGGUAGAAUUUGUGCACUUUACUUCUACAACACUUAUCUCACUAAGUGGGGGAAGUCUAUUCGACCACUAAAAGGAGCUCCACAAGGCGACAAAGGACUUUUCAACAUCUUUGCUUAUUCAUUUGUUGGAGACAUAGCGGGUAUCUUCUUGACUGAAGAAGCAAUCAUUCUUUUCUGUUUAAUAGUGUCUGUACGACUUCACAAGAAUUUGAUUCACAAGUUGUUAAAGUGCAAGUUGGGAUUCUUCGAUGUGACACCAAUGGGAAGAAUUAUCAAUUACUUUUCAAGAGAUUUCCAGAACGUCGACUUCACUAUACCACCAACCAGUGAGCCUUUAAUUGUUAAUAUAACUACUAUUGUAAUAGUAGCUAUCACUAUUUGUAAGGCAUCUAUCUACUUGGUUAUAUUAGUGUUGGUCAUUGCCAUCAUCUUCGUUUGUCUUUACAUCUUUGUUUCCAAACCAAUCAUCGAGUUACAGAGACUUGAAGGUAUAACACGAGCUCCUAUCUUUGUUCACUACGAUCAGACUUUACUUGGCCUUUCCACUAUAAGAUCUUCAAAUGGACAAGAACAGUUCAAAGAUAAACUUAUAGAGAAGAUUAAGAAUAACACAACGUCUCUCUACCUUACUAAAAUGGCUAAAUACUGGAUGCUCCAAAGAAUGGAUUGGUUGGGAGUCUUCAUUUGUUUUGUAACAGUCACAGUAUUGGUCAUUACCAAGUUGCAAAAGUCAAUGGAACCUUCCCUUGCAGGUACUGCUCUGACAAACAUAUGUAACAUUCCAUCAACCGUCAAUGUCUUUGCUAUGUCCAUCAUUGAAAUUGAGACAAACAUGCAGUCAACAGAAAGAGUCUUGCAGCUCAAGAAAUUGAGAGCUGAAGAGUCUGAGAGUGUCAAAGACAAAUAUCAUAACCCUCCACCUUCCUGGCCAUCAACGGGUUCUGUUGAAUUCUCUGAUUUCAAAUUUAGAUAUCGAAGAGGACUUCCCAUGGUUUUGAAAGGGAUUAAUGCCAAAAUAGUAGCAAAAGCCAAAGUUGGUGUUGUUGGUCGAACGGGGAGUGGGAAGUCCACUUUGAUGGCUGGACUUUUUAGAAUAGAAGAAGCGUACUCCGGUAAAAUAUUUGUUGAUGGAAUCGACAUCUCUACAAUUCCUCUUGAUAUCUUGAGGAAGAAAAUGUGUAUAUUACCACAGGAAGCCACACUAUUUAGUGGUACUGUAAGAGACAAUUUGGAUCCAUGGAACCAAAUGGACGAUGACAAAUUACGAAAAGUACUUUUAAUGGUCGAAUCAACAAAUCAACUUGAUGAUGUUGUGACAGAAGGUGGUGACAACUUCUCUUUGGGUCAAAGACAGUUAAUUUGUUUAGCUCGAGCAUUAUUGAAAAAUUCUAAGAUCUUAAUUAUGGACGAAGCAACUGCUAAUAUAGAUAUUCAAACAGAUAGAAAUAUUCAAAUGAUGGUCAGAAGGAACUUUAAAGACAUUACUGUGAUCACUGUAGCACAUAGAUUACAGACUAUUAUGGACUCAAAUAAAGUGAUGGUCUUUGAUAAAGGAAAAUUAAAAGAAAUGGACACUCCACUUAAUUUAAUUAAAGAGAAAGACACACUCUUUCAUGGACUUGUACAACAAUCUGGUUGUGUGGAAGAGUUACGUAGACUUGCUCAUACCAAGAAAAUUAUCAUGUCCUCUUCAACGUCCUCUCUAUCUUCUUCAAGUUCAUCUAAAUCUGACAAAGACAAUUCUGUAUCUUUAAGUCCAAAGAUAAAGGUCAAUUUACUUGCUAAUGAUUCUACUAGAGCUUCACCUAUUCAAUUCCAACACACUUCUGAACGAAACAACUCUGGUGCUCAAUUGUUAUCAAGGCCGAAUGUUGAGAAGUUUACUGAUUCCUCUUCAUCAAUGGAAUGA